This is a messenger RNA of Lodderomyces margitis, 1668 nucleotides long. RefSeq names its product DEAD-box ATP-dependent RNA helicase (gene DBP2). NCBI's taxonomy places the organism in Eukaryota, Fungi, Ascomycota, Pichiomycetes, Serinales, Debaryomycetaceae. Gene Ontology annotation, biological process: rRNA processing. The record is from RefSeq and is a predicted model, not a curated record. Gene Ontology annotation, cellular component: ribonucleoprotein complex; cytoplasm; nucleus. The coding region runs from base 1 to 1668 and encodes 555 amino acids. Gene Ontology annotation, molecular function: ATP binding; RNA helicase activity; RNA binding. The transcript is spliced from 2 exons.
AUGUCAUAUAAUAACGGAGGAUACAGAGGUGGCUCAAGAGGUGGCUACGGUGGUGGUUCAAAAGACGGAGGUAGUUACGGUGGAGGUGGCUACGGUGGAGGUGGCUACGGUGGAGGUGGCUAUGGUGGAAGAGGCGGCGGCUACGGUGGCAGAGAUGGUGGAUAUGGAGGAAGAGGUGGUGGAAGAUUUAAUGACGCUCCAAGACAGGAAUUGGUUGCACCAGAAUGGGACUUAGAACAAUUGCCUAAAUUUGAAAAAAAUUUCUACACUGAACACCCAAGUGUUGCCGCCAGAUCGGAUGCUGAUAUUGAAGCAUUUAGAAGGGAAAAUGAAAUGAGUGUUCAGGGUCAUGAUAUCCCACAUCCAAUUACUACGUUCGAUGAAGCUGGUUUCCCUGACUAUGUUUUGAAUGAAUUGAAAGCACAAGGUUUCCCAAAGCCAACUGCUAUUCAAUGUCAAGGUUGGCCUAUGGCUUUGAGUGGUAGAGAUAUGGUUGGUAUUGCUGCUACUGGUUCAGGUAAGACCUUGUCGUACUGUUUGCCAGGUAUUGUUCAUAUCAAUGCUCAACCAUUGUUGAAACAAGGUGAUGGACCCGUUGUUUUGGUUUUGGCUCCUACAAGAGAAUUAGCUUGUCAAAUUCAAACUGAGUGUAGUAAGUUUGGUUCAUCGUCAAGAAUUAGAAACACUUGUGUUUACGGUGGUGCUCCAAAAGGUCCACAAAUUAGAGAUUUGGCCAAGGGUGUUGAGAUAUGUAUUGCUACACCAGGUAGAUUGAUCGAUAUGUUGGAAGCCGGUAAGACCAACUUGAAGAGAGUCACUUAUUUGGUUUUAGAUGAAGCUGACAGAAUGUUGGAUAUGGGAUUUGAGCCUCAAAUUAGAAAGAUUGUUGACCAAAUCAGGCCUGAUCGUCAAACAUUGAUGUGGUCUGCUACGUGGCCGAAGGAAGUUCAAAACUUGGCUAGGGAUUACUUAAAUGAUCCUAUUCAAGUUACUAUCGGUUCAUUAGAAUUGGCUGCUUCGCAUACAAUUACUCAGAUCGUGCAGGUUGUAACUGAGUACCAAAAGAGAGAUAUGCUUGUUAAAUACUUGGAAAGUGCAUUGGCUGAUACCAACUCCAAGGUUUUGAUUUUUGCUAGUACCAAGAGGACAUGUGAUGAUGUCACAAGUUACUUGAGGUCUGACGGAUGGCCUGCAUUGGCUAUUCAUGGUGACAAGGAACAACACGAAAGAGACUGGGUCUUGAAGGAGUUUAGACAAGGAAGUCACUCCAUUAUGGUUGCAACUGAUGUUGCUGCCAGAGGUAUUGAUGUUAAGGGUAUUACUCAUGUGAUCAAUUAUGAUAUGCCAGGUAACAUUGAAGACUAUGUGCAUAGAAUUGGUAGAACAGGUAGAGGUGGUGCUACAGGUACAGCUAUUUCCUUUUUCACUGAUAACAAUAAGAAAUUGGGUGGUGAUUUGUGCAAGAUUAUGAGAGAAGCUCAUCAAACCAUUCCACCUGAAUUGCAACAAUUUGAUAGAAGAAGUUAUGGUAGUCAUAUUAGAUAUGGGUCUGGAAGAGGUGGCCGUGGUGGCCGUGGUGGUCGUGGUGGUUGGGGAGGAAGAGGACGUGGUCGUGGUGGUUACUCCUCUGGUUCCAACACUGCUCCAUUGGGUAACCGUCGUUUCUAG